AUGGCGCCCACAUUACCGUCGGAAUUGCCAGUGUAUGCCGAUCAAGUUACGGAUAUUGGUUCCUUUGCUAAUCUACUAACAGAGCUCUCAAAGUUUGAGAACCACUGCCACCUGAGGACCGAGGAAAUUAUUGAGGGAGUCCGUUACGAACUCAAAAAGUUCAGACAAGAGUUUAACACCCAAUCCAUCGCCUCUCAACCACCAUUUACCUCUUACGCAGCAGUAGCUUCUAAAUCAAAAUUUGUUCCUGCACCCAAAGUCAAAUCCAAUCCGGCACUGAUCAUUAGCUCCACAGAAGAAGGCUCUACCAAUUCCCACGAGGUGGUGAGUAAGUGGAAGGAGAAUAUCUCUUUUCGUCAACUCGGCUACGCCCCGUGCAAAAUUCAGCCCAUCUCCAAGGGUAGAGUGAGAGUCGAGUUUGAUAGCCCGCAACACUGCAAAGAAACUAUUGAGCGGACUAAAUCGAUCCAGGGAUUAGCGGCCCAGGAGGAAAAACUUAAACGCCCACUGCUCAUACUCAAGGGCAUCAGCAAGUCUAUUGCUCGUGAGGAACAGAUAGAAAUAGUUUGCUCACAGAAUUCCAUUCAGGAAAGUAACAUUAGAUUGUGCUUCCUCACUAGCAAUCGUAACAGUAAUUUAUACAACGCCGUGGUUGAGGUAUCCCCUGACGUCAGGUCUACUAUCGUCUCUCUAGGCCGUGUUAACGUCGAGCACCAGAGAGUUCACGCGGAGGAUUUCUCUAGGUUCCUGCAGUGUUUUCUCUGCCUCCAAUUCGGCCACACUCGGGCCAAGUGCACAGCAUUUGAGGCCCUUGAUAAUAACCAGAUUCACGACGCGGUAACUCAGCUCACCAAGGAUAUACACGCUGCUUGCAGGCGCAAUAUUCCCAAAAGGACAGGUAAUCGAGACUCUAACCCCUGGUGGAACGCCGAGCUAGAGGCCCUAAAGAAACAGUGUAUAAAACUUCAUCACCGCAUACAUGACUUGUCUGUGACGGGUAAACCCCUCGGCAGCACACUCGACGAAUACCGAGCUCUUAAAGCUGAAUAUGCUAAGAAGAUAUCCUUUGCAUCUACCCAACAUUUCAAAGAGUUUUGUAGUGCUCAAGGUAAGGAGGAUGUCUGGGCGAUAACCAACCGACUGAUGAAAUAUAGCAAUAACUUCCGGUCCCCUCCGCAAACUGUAAGAAUAGGCCAAAUACACACCGAUUCAUGCGCCACUACUGCCGCCGCUCUCUUAAAUCACUACUUCCCGGAUGAUGGUCCAGAUACUUCUGUUCAACAGCGCCUGCUUAGAGCCGAAGCCAAUAAUAUCCCUGACACUGAUGAGGACAUACCCUUCACCCGUGAAGAGGUAGAGGAAUGCCUGGCUUCAAUCUCACCUAAUAAAGCUCCCGGUAAUGACUCCCUGACUUCCGAUAUCUGUUUACACGUGUUUAAAGCCAUCCCAAUGGUAAUAUUGGGCAUCCUAAACCGAUGCCUACAAAUCGGGUACUUUCCUGAAAAUUGGAAGGAUGCCCAUAUUAAGAUUAUCCCCAAGCCUGACAAAAUUGAUUCGAAUGACGUAUCAGCUUUCCGUCCAAUCGGUCUUUUGCCAGUAUUUGGAAAGUUACUAGAAAAACUUUUUAUCAAUAGGAUUAACUUUCAUAUACAUCAGUUAGGAUUGGACAAUCCACGGCAAUUUGGAUUCAAACCGCUUACAUCGACAACAGAUGCACUACAACAUGCUAUAAAUUGCAUUACUGAAGCGCAGUCUGCUGGAGAUCAAGUGGUGGCCGUGUCGCUGGAUAUAAGAGCAGCCUUUGAUAAUGCCUGGUGGCCCGCUUUGUUCUCCAGGUUAAAACGUAUAAAUUGCCCUAGGAACUUGUACAACCUCGUCCUUAAUUACACUAAGGACCGUAGAGUAAUACUUGAUUACGGCACAGCCACAAUCCAAAAAAAUAUGUCAAAAGGUUGUAUACAGGGCUCUGCUUGUGGUCCUUCUUUAUGGAACCUAAUUCUUGACGGACUUUUUGAUGUUCCUUUGCCUGAGGGAUGUGAUGUGCAAGCUUUUGCUGACGAUGUGCUGCUUAUUGUCCGGGGCUGCACAGUGGACGAAAUCGAGACCCGUACCCGUAUCGCUCUUCGGAGCAUCACCGAAUGGGGACACUCUGUAAAACUCCACUUUGGCCCGGCCAAAACGCAGGCCGUUGCAUUUACUGCCCGGGCCAGAAGCGCAAAAAUCGAAAUCGACCAGCAAUCUAUUCCUAUUCGGGAGGAGAUAAAACUCUUGGGAGUCAUAAUUGACUGGCGCCUUAAAUUUAUAAAACAUGCCUCACACAUCGCUCUCAAAGCCUCUAAACUAUUUAACAAGCUAGCUCGAAUUACUCGUCCCACCUGGGGCCCUCACCCUGACAAUAUAGCGACACUAUAUCGACAGGUUAUAGAACCGAUGUUUACGUAUGCUGCUGGUAUCUGGGGCGGUGCCGUUCGAUUUACCACAGUCAAACGUAGGCUUCGCACGGUGCAAAGGCAAUUCGCUAUCCGUGCUAUCCGUGCAUUUCGUACGGUUUCUGCCGCGGCAGCGAUUGCAUUGGCACAAUUCGUGCCACUUCAUCUUAAGGUCUUGGAGUGCACCAAAUUGCACAAAGUUAAGGUAACCGGCACACUGGAUUGCUUACCUGACGAUAUAGAACUGGCAAAACCAGUCAAAACUCGACAGCUACUCCAUCCGGCUGAGAGACGCACCUUUGAGUUUGCGCUGGCUAACAAUGAAGAUGAUAUUAAGCGUUUAACGGCGGGCACACAAUACAUGAUCUAUACGGAUGGUAGCAAGCUGGACUCAGGUGAAGUUGGUGCGGCAGCAAUAAUCUAUCGACCAUCAGGGCAACCUGUCCUAAAAAAGGUGAAACUCUGCCGUACCAACACAGUGUUUACGGCUGAGCUCACUGCCAUCAAAAUCGGUAUUCAGUGGCUUGAAGACACGAAAGUUUCGGAUGCUAGUAUUACCAUACUAUCAGACAGUCGCUCAGCCCUUAUGGCAUUGCAACAGCGCAGCAAUAGGGAGCCGACAGUCAAUAGCAUUCAUAGAGCCAUACACACAUCCUCCAACCACUUUAAUUUCGUCUGGGUCAAGGCUCAUGUGGGAAUUAUCGGGAAUGAGCAAGCAGAUGAAGCCGCCAGAACGGCGGCCACUCUAAAAGUGGCUUCCCAAAAGAAUUCGUUCCCGAUGUCCUACGCUCGUUACUGCAUCAGAAAAGACACAUAUAGUGCUUCCAACAAUGAGUAUGUGGCCGAGACUUCUUCGUCAUUAAUUAGCAGUUGGCUUCCCACACUUGAUAGUAUUGCUGCGUAUAGAAAGGCUGUCCCAAUAUCAUUCGCUAUGACUCAAAUAAUAACCGGGCAUUCUUUUGCAAAGCAAUAUCUACAUCGCUUCCGCAUUACCGAUAACAAUACGUGUCCCUGCGACAACAACUCAAUCCAGACUAUCCAGCACCUGUUGCGUGAUUGUCCUAUAUUCGCUACACAGCGGCACAACCAUGUAAGCCGCUGCGCCAUGCUUAGAGUCGCACCAUACCAGUUAGAUGAUAUCAUCUCCAAGAGUCUGCUGUUGAUUCGUUGCUGUUGCGGCUCUCGCGCUUCUGUAGCGUCUCAGCGAUGUUUGCCGACGCUCGCACAGAUAGUUUUGACGCAGUCUGGCGUAAAAAGACAGCUUCGUUUUUACGUCGAAUACGCGGGAGUAGCAACAGUAUCCUGA
Messenger RNA from Galleria mellonella (greater wax moth), 3735 nucleotides. RefSeq lists its product as uncharacterized. The record is from RefSeq and is a predicted model, not a curated record. The transcript is spliced from 4 exons. The coding region runs from base 1 to 3735 and encodes 1244 amino acids. Gene Ontology annotation, molecular function: RNA-DNA hybrid ribonuclease activity; nucleic acid binding. Lineage: Eukaryota; Metazoa; Arthropoda; Insecta; Lepidoptera; Pyralidae.